CAAUGGUGACCUAAGACCUCUCGCAGCCGUACGGUUGUAAACCCCAAUCUCGAGCUGUCAAAACCCUGGCGUCAGAUUCCGGAGAUGAGAUGAGGCGAUAGAUCAGCAUUUGAUCAAAUGGGCUUCGAUCUCCUCACAGAGAACUUGUUCGCCGGCCACGCCGCGGCGGCGGCCGGCUCUGUCGCCGGUGCCGCGUUCCUCACCCAUCCCCUCGACACCCUCAAAACCCUUCUCCAGGUUGGUGCGGGGUCAAGCCAACGGGUGGGUCUUUGGCAGGUGGUCGAGAGGGUUCGGAUGGUUUCAGGAUUGUCAGGUUUUUACAGUGGCCUUGGAUGGUCGGUACUUGGUAAGCUUUUUGGUUUCGGAUCACGUUUUGGAACCUAUGAGAUCUUAACUGCUUACUACAAAGAUGGAAGAACAUACAACUAUGUGCAUGUUUCUGAGGCUUUUUUGGCAGGCAUGGCAGCAGGUGCCAUGGAAGCUGUUAUUUGUACCCCAUUUGAACUUCUUAAAAUUCGCAGACAGGUCUCCUCUGCUAAUCACCUUAAGAAAUUUGGUUCUGUUGGGGUUAUGCAAGAAUCAACUCCACUUAUUUCAAAGUUACUACCUGGUUCCACUCCUAAUAUGAAGGCAUGGAAUAAUACUCUUGGUAUGUUGUCUACUCUUUCGACCAGUCAUAUCGACAUUGUUGGUGUGCUGAAGCAGUAUCCGUGGAUGCUGACUGGUUCUGGGAGUCCUCCAUUUGCUUCUGAGGUCAAAGAACCUUCUAAAAUUGUAUCAUUGGAGGGAUGGAGUGCUUUAUGGAGAGGACUUCGACCUGGAAUAGCUCAAAAAUGUGUUUUUGGUGGUUUUUUCUUUUCUACCUGGCAAUUCUUUCACAUAGCAAUGCUUGACUGGAAAGCUCUCGAUUUGAAUCCACCACCCAGGUCGAUAGAUGAUGUUGGCCCUGUCUCCCCUCUGGCUUCAAGUCUUGCUGCUGGGUUUUCUGGAAUGGUAGCUGCUGCUGCUUCUCACCCGUUUGACACUGCCAAAACUCGGUCACAUUGUAUUGUUACACCCAAGUAUAUUGCCAUGGAAAGGAAACUUUUGAGAUGGGAACGCCCUGGAAUCUGGCUAGAGAGAGUUACAGGGAUGUCUCCGGCAGACAGGAAUAUCAUGUUUCGUGGACUCAAGUUGCGGAUGUUAUGCAGUGGAAUUGCCUCCUUUGCACUCGUUGGAAGCUACCUAUUGACUGUGGAUUAUUUGUUUUAGGCUGAACCACAUUGACUGAAGCUUUUAUUACCUUGAGGACAUUCAACAACAACGUCCACACUAGGUAACUUUUCGUGUAGUCUCUUUGAUCUAUCAUCAUAAUUUCCUGUUGCAUGUCUUCUAAACAGACCUUUUAUUUCUGCACUACCAGUAGAGUGAUCAGGUUAGCUGCAAGCAUACGGAAAGAUGACGCGAGAUAGCAGCUAAAUCUGAUUUAAUAGCUUGAACUUCAAAAAACUUGCAGUCUAAAAUUGUAUUUGAAAUGAAUUUGAUUAUUCAUGUGAAGCUGAUUGUUAAAGUGCGGGUAUUACUUAGUUUAAAGUCGGAAGUCUCACAGUUAAUCAUGCUUCCUAAUUUAUCUAUUUGGGUAAUGGACAGAAUGACUUGUUUGAAUA
Messenger RNA from Musa acuminata AAA Group (dessert banana), 1646 nucleotides. RefSeq lists its product as uncharacterized. The coding region runs from base 118 to 1251 and encodes 377 amino acids. The transcript has 6 exons. Lineage: Eukaryota; Viridiplantae; Streptophyta; Magnoliopsida; Zingiberales; Musaceae. Gene Ontology annotation, cellular component: mitochondrial inner membrane; chloroplast envelope. The record is from RefSeq and is a predicted model, not a curated record. Gene Ontology annotation, molecular function: S-adenosyl-L-methionine transmembrane transporter activity.